AUGGCAUCGGCGCAGCGGCCGAAGCCAACCUCCACGGCGCAACGAGGGUGGUCGCUCCCAUGCCCUCUCGGCUGCGUCUCCAGGCCCCGGAUGCAUGAGGGGCACACUAUCGGGUUAAUUUGUAUACAAGCAUGUGGCUUUCCCGUAGUUGAUUCUCUUCCCACUGGGGAGGAUGAACGAUACUUUAAGUCUUUUGGCACACUAAGAGGGCUCAUUUUACGCUCUCAGCUAACCGUUUUGUUAAAACACAAGAUAUUUAAUGAGAAUGCAGAGAUCUGGCAGGAUGGCAAAGUGGACAUCCACUUGUUCCGGCUCUCAUAUCCUCGCUACUACACCCUAGACCAAGUGAACCUUGACCAGGCAGAUAUGAAUUGCACUGUUGAUCUACGACCAUUUAUCAAUCCGUCCCCAUAUUCAGUCAUGGCCUGCACAGCCCUGCCAAGGGUGUUCAACCUGUUCCGAGCACUGGGUUUGAGACACCUGAUUGUGAUCAAUGACAAUAAUGAAGUGGUGGGCAUGGUGACACGCAAGGACUUGGUCAAGUACAGGGUGUGGAAACACCGAGGGCAGAUGGGCCUAGAGGAACUAGUCAUAUAUAAUAAUGUUUGAGAGGUGGGGCAAGUCUACAUGGUGUAUUCUUGUCUGGUAAGUUUGUGAAUGCUAGGUUGUGAAAGAAUUUGUUGUUGGAAGGUUAUUGAGGAAGACAUUGCUAACGAUUGCAAACAUUUGCAGUAGAUUGGUGUGUAAACAGCUAUAUUUUCUAAUUAUCUUUCUCUUCAUUAUUAUUAGAUUUUUUUAUAUCUUACUUUUUUAGAUAUUUAAAUCCCAAGUUUUUCUAUAUACCCUUUUUUUUCCUGUAGUAAUGACUAAUAACGGUGCUUAUGAAUGUUUUCAAUACCCUGAAGCAGUUGCUAAGCUGUAACUCUUCAUUGUAUCUUGAUGUACAUGUUUUAAUAUGCAUUCAUAUUUUGAAACGGUGAACCUUUUGUAAGACCCCUGGGUUAGUGUGUUGAAAGACUGAGGAGGUUGGUCAACUAUGGUAUGAUAAAUUGAAAAAAGACUUAAAACCUGAAGUAAUUAAUUAUUUAGCAUGGUAUGUUGUAGGCUUAGGUUGUGUUUAUACAGAUCUGAGUUUUUCUAAAAUUUGGUUGUAAUUUCUUUCUGAAAGGAAUUAAGCCUGUAUUUGUUGUGAUCUUGAAGAUAAAUUAUUUCAUAUCAGAGAAUUGUAACGAAUAUUAAUUGUUAUGCUGUU
Messenger RNA from Penaeus monodon (black tiger shrimp), 1252 nucleotides. RefSeq names its product H(+)/Cl(-) exchange transporter 7-like. Gene Ontology annotation, cellular component: intracellular membrane-bounded organelle; lysosomal membrane. NCBI's taxonomy places the organism in Eukaryota, Metazoa, Arthropoda, Malacostraca, Decapoda, Penaeidae. Gene Ontology annotation, molecular function: chloride transmembrane transporter activity. The record is from RefSeq and is a predicted model, not a curated record. Bases 1 to 609 code for a protein of 202 amino acids. The transcript has 4 exons.